UCUCUCUUUCUCUCUCUCUCUCUCUCUCUCUCUCUCAUUCAUUUUCUCUUUUUUAUUCUUCGAAUUUAAAUUAUCGAUCAAUCAAUAUUAAGUCAAAGUGUAUUCUCGAGUAUAAUCAAUUUUAGGUUAUAUAUAUAUAUAUAAAAUUUUUUUUCCUUUACUUUUUCACAUUGAAUCUCGAUGAAACGAAAUUCGAAGUAUUAAAAGUUUAUUGUACGGUCAUAUGUAUUUAUAUAUAUAUAUAUACACAUAUAAAUAUACGCGCGCGCGCGCUCACAUAUACAUACACACAUAUACGGGAUCGUUUUUCUGAGGAAUCAUUGCAAGAUAAAGUUUGUCGGUGUUAGUUUCUUUUUUUUUCAUUUUUCUGUUCUUUUCUUUUUUUUUUUUGAGUUUGAUUUACACCGUUAUAUAGGAUCUUGAUUUUUCUCUUCUAGUUCAAAGGAUUUCUUAUACUUUCUCACCAUUUCUCUCUCUCUUUCUCUCUUUCUCUCUCUUUCUCUCUCUCUCUCUCUCUCUCUCUCUCUCUCUCUUUUUCUCUCUUUUGAAAAGUGAUUUCAAACGAUUCAUCGCGAAAAGAUUUGUCAAAAGGAUUUAGAAAGUUUCUUCGAACUCGACGUCUCUUCAGCUGUUCGUGAAUCAUGCCACGGGACUUCUUGAUUCGUUGGGAGAUGCCCUUUCUGUUGUAAGUCGAUCCUGACCAGAAGGAACUGGGGAUUCAGGAUGGGAAAGCUUUUGAGUCUUCUGGCUCGGGACGAGUCUACCUGUUGCACGCCUCAAAAGUACGACGUCUUUUUGGAUUUCGAGAACGCACAGCCCUCGGAUAUCGAACGUGAGACAUUCGAUGCCGUUCAAAGAGUCCUGAAAAAUUCUGAAUCUAUUUUGGAGGAGAUUCAAUGUUACAAAGGUGCAGGGAAAGAAAUAAGAGAAGCAAUAUCGGCCCCUACGGAGGAGUGCCAACGAAAGGCUUACUUGACCGUAGCACCGCUCGUAGCGAAGCUCAAAAGAUUCUACGAAUUUUCUUUGGAAUUGGAAAGCGUAGUACCGAAAAUACUUGGACAAUUAUGCUCGGGAAAUUUAACGCCAACGCAACACCUGGAAACCCAACAGGCUCUUGUUAAACAACUCGCUGAGAUUCUCGAAUUCGUUUUGAAGUUCGACGAGCACAAAAUGAAAACUCCAGCUAUCCAAAAUGAUUUCAGUUACUAUCGUAGGACAUUGACGAGGGCGUCGUUGACACGACAGGAUAAUGCGGAGAAGGAUUUAAUUGUUGGGAAUGAGUUGGCCAAUCGAAUGUCCUUGUUCUAUGCCCACGCAACCCCAAUGCUACGUGUUCUCAGUCACGCGACCAUUACUUUCUUGAUGGACAACGAAGAUAUACCGAGGGAGAAUAUCACUGAAACUCUUGGGACUAUGGCUAAGGUCUGUCUGAGAAUGUUGGAAAAUCCCAAUUUAUUGGCGCAAUUUCAACGUGAAGAGACACAAUUAUUUGUAUUGAGAGUUAUGGUAGGCCUUGUGAUACUAUACGAUCAUGUUCAUCCUCAAGGUGCAUUCGUCAAAGGUUCGAACGUUGACGUUAAGGGCUGCGUGAAAUUGUUGAAGGAUCAGCCGCCAUAUAAGAGCGAGGGCCUUUUAAACGCGUUACGUUAUACGACGAAACAUUUGAACGAGGAGAACACACCGAAAAAUAUAAAGAAUCUAUUAGCAGCAUGAUUGCCGAAACAACGCGGUUGCUGCAUCAGAAGUUGAUUGUUGGUGGCCGCGAAUAUUCUGGUACGAAAGUCUCUAAAUACGGAGAGGUCUCUAAAUCAUUUUUUAUCGGCGUCUUACUGACGGACACAACGAGUUAGCUGUGAGAAUGAAUGAACGAAUGAAUGAAUGAACGAACGAACGAACGAACGAACGAAAAAAAGGAACGAACUAAGGGGGAAAAGUAGGAAGGAACGAACGAAAGAAAUAGAGGAACGAAGGAACGAAGAAAAAAAAAGGGAAGGAAGUAAGGAAAGGAUUGAGGAAGAUAGAAGAGAAAAGAAAAGUGAAGACGGGGGAAAAAAAAAGGAACGUAUGUCCGUGUGUACGCCAUUGAUUAUCCCUUGUGACCUCUGGAUCCUAGAAAAAAGAAAAAAAAAAAAAAAAAAAAAAAGAAAAAAAACACCACCCCUCUAUUGUGGAUGCUGACUAUGGCUAACUGGACCACGAAGUCUUUCGAAAAUGCGUUAAAAAGGAAAACAAAACAAAACGAAAAAGGAAAAAAAA
Molecule: messenger RNA, 2256 nt
Organism: Vespa mandarinia (Asian giant hornet)
Lineage: Eukaryota; Metazoa; Arthropoda; Insecta; Hymenoptera; Vespidae
Product: CYFIP-related Rac1 interactor B
Biological process (GO): regulation of actin filament polymerization
Molecular function (GO): small GTPase binding
Source: RefSeq, a predicted model, not a curated record